GCCGGGGUGCCGCCCACGUGACGCGGCGGCGCUCGGGAGCGGAUCGGGUAGAGGGGAAGCGCCGACGGGCGGGAGUUGCCGUUCCUCGCUGUGCCGCCGCCGCCAUGGGCCGGAGAGCCGCGCUGCCGCUGGCCGCCCUUUGCCUCGUUUCAGCGCUCUGCGGGCUGGCGGCUGGGAGCAGUUGGACGCAAACGCGUAGCGACGACGACGCCGCCGCGGCGGCCGUGGACAUCUGUGGGAAUAUUUCUACGUGUAGUUUGUGUAUUGGUAAUGAGACGCAUGGAACAGGCUGCGAGUGGAUCAGAUGUAACGAUUCACAGAUGUGUGUAAAUGGAACAACUUCUGAAGCACCUAAGAACUGUACAAUUGAAAAACAAUGUUCCUCUCCUACAUCUGUUCCUUUUUCUAAUACUACUGAGCUGCCUUCCAAUACUACAGCAUCACCUUCCAAUGCUACUACAGCGUCUUCCAAUACCACAUCUGGUUCUGUUACCACAGCUCAUCCUACCACAGCUCCAAACAUCACCAAUACCACUACGCUUGCUCCUGUAUCUACCACUCCCAUUACUUCAGCUGCCAAAACAACCAGUGUUCCAGGUACAAAUGCUACUGUGACUCCUGCACCUUCUUCGCGCAAGUCUACGUUUGAUGCUGCCAGUUUCAUAGGUGGAAUUGUCCUUGUUUUGGGUCUGCAAGCUGUUAUUUUCUUUCUGUACAAAUUCUGCAGGUCGAAAGACCGAAACUAUCACACACUUUAGGACCUGUCACUUUAUAAUGGACUAGUAGCUCAAUACCUGUAGUUCACUGAACCAAAAUAUUUUCUGUUGCUCAUGGAAGACAGCAGUUCAUAAUACCCUUUAAAUCUCUAAAAGAAGACUUGGAAAGAAUAUUUUUGCAACAUUAUACUUGGCAAGAGGUAAUGUGAAUCUCUCCAGCAGGUUUACUUGCAAUAUUCUGCAUGGGUUCUAAUGGCUGUCUUUUCUUUAGUGGCUGCUGCUGUGGGACUUUUUUUGAUAUGCCAAAUGUAGAUAUUUGGAGAUUCAUAUUCAGUGGCAACACUGUCUUGAGUAGACAAUCUCAUGACUUAUUGUGAAGGCUAAUUUAAUCAACAUCUGAUAAAAGUAUCCCUUCAGUUUUAUCAAGAAGUGAAUUAUUGGUGACUGACUUGAGGGAGUGAAAUACCAUCUAUACUAGCUUGUAACUCACACAGUGUGCUGCUAGAAAGGUGAGCAAAAUUGUAGAAGUAGGUAAUGUCUUAGUAGAAUCAAAAAACCCAUACAGAUACUUUUUUUUUUUAACACAGGAAAAAAAAGAUUGCUAGAUAAAAUACUGCAUUCCAAACUGAAAUCCUGCGUCAUUUCCGACUAAUGCUGAAGGUGGAGAGGAUGUGUAUGGGAUAACUCUCAUAAAGAGGAAAUGAAAAUUAGUGCCUUAAAUGACUGAAAAUUAGUAGGCUGCAAAAGUGUCCCACCUAUCUCAAAGAUAAGUCAAAUAUUUAGGUACUAGCUUUAUAUAGGAGAACAGAAACUUGAGUAUGUGUGAGCAUUCCAGUUUCAGAAUCUUUACACUGAAUAACUGGCCCUUAUUGACUGUUUUUGAGGGUGAGGGAGCAUGGUACAGUUACGUUCAGCUACAGGCUAGCUUUAAGUUGUUUACCUUUUUUGUUUUGACAUGCAAAGGCCAACCAUAAAACUGAAGUGAUAGAGUUCAAAGUACUGUUCACUCCCUGUUUAAAAAGGCAACAAUUUGUAUUUAUACUUGAACUAGUGUUUCGGGAAAUCCUGACUUUUUUCUUGUUCUUAAGCUUACUUGUUAAAACUUCAAUUCUUUUUAACCUUUGUGUGCAUCUGCUUGCUGCAGGAGCUAUUCAAAGUAAUCAGAGGAUCUGCUGAUUUGAUUUGAGUCAGGAUUGCUGUCCUGGUACUGCCAGGACUGUUUCUUUUCCCCAGCCUCAUUCCUGCUAUCAGUUUUGUAUGACCUUGCAGUGAACAGGUUAAGGAAAUCUAUUCAGCCAAAUGCUAUCUUUUUUUUUUUUUUUUUAACUUGGCUGGAUCACCCCUGUGAUCUGAGAAUAAGCAAAGGUAUGUCAUUGCCAAAGUUUACACAAACACCUUCAAGAAUAAGCCCACAGGAAAAACUGAAGUACAGAUAAAAUGAAGCAGUGGGUAUAGCACAUGAUGGUAGCUUUUGAUGAUACCCCUUGAUCAUCAGAGUGAUCUGUAAUACUGUCUUACUAGCUCUGAUCCAACUAGAAUUUGGCACCAGUGCAACAAAAGGAUAACAUUAAUGCAGGCAACCAUCAUGGUAGUGUAGCUUAGAUAUUGAACAGAUUGUUUGCAAGUUACUGACGUGCACAAUUGCUUUUUGGUGUUCUUCUAGUUCGAAUGGCAUUAUACUGUGCUGCAUAUAAAAACUCAAAUUACUAGAAAAAUACAAAAUUUAUUCACAAGUACUGUAUUUUCAAGUUCAUGAGCUUGUGGUUUUCUAAAUAAAACUAAGACAAUCAGCUCAGGUUCUUUAAAACAGAAGUGAGCAGCCAGCUUCCAGCAACAGCGUGUGUGGGUUAGAUGGUAUAACCUUGGCCUUAUUGUGAAAUCAUUUAAUCUGCCCUUUCCCUAUCUCAGAACUAUUUUAUUACAUGUUUAAAAAGAUAUCCAUGAGCUUGUAUUCUGUGCUUUGAAGUGAGCAAAAUACUCUCCUACAGCGUGACAAUUCUCAGCUCAGCAAAGCAAACUGUAUUUCUAGUACAUAUAUCUAUAUAUUUGGCCUCCAAGGGCUAUCUUUUGGGAAAACUUGCAGAAAAAUGCUACAGAACACUUCAUAGCAUGGAAGACUUUGCUGCAAAAGCAUUGCUCUGUAAAAAUGUUGUUAAAAUGCUUAUUCAUGAGCUAUGCUGAUUCUGAUUUAAGUUAUAAAAUAUGUUGGUAAAACAAACUAAAAUAAUUUUUCAAGUGCCUUAAAAUUGCUUAAUCUUUAUGCCUCAAAUUUUAUUUAAAAGGGUAGAAUGAAUACCUUGCCUUAGUUACUAAAGUUUUCUUGGUGCCAGCAAUUGCUACUUUCCAAUACUUUAGGAAACCCAGGGUUUUUGAUGUGUACAGAUGCCAGUCUCAAAAACUCAAGCUUGUACUGCAUCAAUUCAGUUGUGUACUGGAAGGCCUGCACUGCACGUUGGUUGCUCGUUAGCCUUGCCAACAAGGUGUAAUCCACAAUUGAUAGAGUUGUGGCUUCAGCUUUUCUCGUUCAGUUGUCUGGGGGAGGGAAGGCUGGAUUAUACAUCGUCACCAUGUGCUUGGCUGUCUCACUAUAAAAAUGAAUUGCUCCUUUGCGAAACUGCAGUAUCAGCUAAUCUGUGCUGUGUGCUAGCAAAUAACCUGAAGUAAUAACUUGCAGUUUUUUCUCGGGCCUUGUGUUUUGAAGUGGAAGGUAGCUCAUAGAUCUGUAGUUGCAUUUGCCCCUGAAUCGGUUUUAGGCACUGAACUGUAGUGACUCUUCAAGUUUCCUGGCUUUUUCUUGAAGCCAGUUGUGCAAAUAGCAAGCUGUUAUCUUAUGAAUGUUCUUUGCAAGUGUUGCUGUAAAAGUUUGUUUUGUCUUCAGUGGAAGAAAACUGAAACAGUUGUAAUCACAAAACCAAAUUGAUAAAUAAAAUCUGUUGAAUGGAA
Molecule: messenger RNA, 3659 nt
Organism: Phasianus colchicus (ring-necked pheasant)
Lineage: Eukaryota; Metazoa; Chordata; Aves; Galliformes; Phasianidae
Gene: CD164
Product: CD164 molecule
Cellular component (GO): endosome; lysosome
Source: RefSeq, a predicted model, not a curated record